Molecule: messenger RNA, 839 nt
Organism: Caenorhabditis sp. 36 PRJEB53466
Lineage: Eukaryota; Metazoa; Nematoda; Chromadorea; Rhabditida; Rhabditidae
Source: the annotation of a GenBank genome assembly
AUGUUCCGACUCGUUACCUGCUCUCUGCUUUUGAUCGCCGCCGUCUCGGCCAGAUCUCGGUUCGUCAGGCAGGCUAAUCAGGUGAGUAUUGUAUUGUCACUUUUUAUGAAACACCGAUCCUGAUCUGAUCUUGUCGCGAACAUUGUUUGUGUAACUGAUAGCACAAAGACUGAUAGGGAGGGGGGCACUGUUCCAAUGAACUGCUCAUUUUGUUUGCUCGUCCAAAGUGCCAAAAGCGACGAUGUUUGCCUCCGAUUCGGUUCGCUUUUCAAAAAUUGAGUGCUCCCCUCUUUUGUUCUCGCUUAUAACUACAAGUAGGUCACAAGUCUAUUUCCAGACGUCCUCGUACACAACCGAAAGCUCGGGCCUUCAGUUCAUCGACUUCAACGAGGGCUCCGCGUCGAAUCCGAUCCUUGCCAGGGAUCAGGAAGGAUCCGGACUCGUGUACGACGAGGAGGGCUCCGGAAGCAACUUGCUCUUCGACUCGGAAACCAACUCGACCACGCUCGGCACGGUCCUCCAGCAGACGAUCAACGUGACCGGUUAGUCGGCUGAUAGUAGGGUGGAGAACGCCUGUCAAAUGCCGAUUUGCAGAUAGUGACGUGGACACGCUGGUGAUCAAAGUGCACUUGCCGCAAAGAAGCACGAGCCAGCUGCUCGACGAGCUCAAAGACGACUCCGCUCAACAGGUUUCGUUCGAGCCAACUUCCAUUCCCCUCCCAAUCUGUCCUCCGUUUCAGUCGAAUCCGAUCAACUCGCUCAACACGGCCGUCUCGCUGACUUCCGUGCUCAACGAACUGCUCGGACGCAUUCAGGACGCCACGACCGAUCAACAAUAA